Messenger RNA from Rhodamnia argentea, 2329 nucleotides. RefSeq names its product DELLA protein GAI-like. Lineage: Eukaryota; Viridiplantae; Streptophyta; Magnoliopsida; Myrtales; Myrtaceae. The record is from RefSeq and is a predicted model, not a curated record. Bases 168 to 1988 code for a protein of 606 amino acids. Gene Ontology annotation, cellular component: nucleus. Gene Ontology annotation, biological process: salicylic acid mediated signaling pathway; regulation of DNA-templated transcription; regulation of seed dormancy process. The transcript has a single exon. Gene Ontology annotation, molecular function: DNA-binding transcription factor activity; sequence-specific DNA binding.
AAAAAGGAGACAUGCCAGCAAAACCUCCCGGCCCUGCCACUGCCAUGAACGAAAUUUGAUCCCCACUCGCAGUCCUCCCAAAUCUCUGAAAUCAAAGCACCCUUCCCCAGAAACCCACAGCAGAGAGAGAGAGAGAGAGAGAGAGAGAGAGCGAGAGGUAGAGAGAGAUGAAGAGGGAUCAUGGAGACACUUGUAAUGGCGCCUAUGGCGGUGGGGGUAGCGGUGCCCCGAAGGGCGAGUCCCUGUCCUCCUCAAUACCCGCCUCUGGCAAGGCCAAGAUGGUGAUGUGGGGAGAGGACGGCCAGGAUCCGUGCGGCGGGGGCGGGGGUGGCAUGGACGAGCUUCUCGCGGCUCUUGGCUACAAGGUGAGGUCCUCGGACAUGGCCGACGUCGCCCAGAAGCUCGAGCAGCUCGAGAUGGUGAUGGGCACCGCUCAGGAGGACGGUAUCUCCCACCUCUCCUACGACACCGUCCACUACAACCCCUCCGAUCUCUCCUCUUGGGUCCAGAGCAUGCUCUCCGAGCUCAACCCUCCGCCGCAGCAGCUCGCCCACCCGGUUCUCGCUCCGGCCGAGUCGUCCUCCACCGUCACACAGCACCAUCAUUCGCAUACUGGGUCUCAGUCUCAGACUCAGACGCAGUCCCAGGUCAUCUUCAACGACGACUCCGAGUACGACUUGAGGGCGAUUCCCGGCGUUGCCGCUUACCCGCAGAGUGACUCGGACUUCGAGAGCACCGCCCGGAAGAGGUUGAAGACCUUGAACGGCGGGUCGAAUUCGUUGUCGUCCUCGUCCUCUUCGUCGGCCGCCGGGGCGGCGCCCUCCGAGUCGACUCGGCCGGUCGUCCUGGUUGACAUGCAGGAGGCAGGGGUGCGGCUCGUCCACACGCUCAUGGCCUGCGCUGAGGCGGUCCAGCAGGAGAACCUGAAGCUGGCCGAUGCGCUCGUCAAGCACAUUGGCCUGCUCGCCGUUUCGCAGAACGGGGCGAUGCGCAAGGUAGCGACCUACUUCGCUGAGGCGCUCGCCCGCCGGAUUUACCGAAUCUACCCCCACGACGGCGGCCUCGACUCCUCGUGCAGCAACGACAUCCUCCAGAUGCACUUCUAUGAGACCUGCCCUUACCUCAAAUUCGCCCACUUCACUGCCAAUCAGGCGAUUCUGGAAGCCUUCGCCAACGCCAGCCGCGUCCACGUCAUCGACUUCGGCCUCAAGCAGGGUAUGCAGUGGCCGGCCCUCAUGCAGGCUCUGGCCCUGAGGCCCGGCGGUCCGCCCGCCUUCCGGCUCACGGGGAUUGGCCCACCGCAGCCAGACAACACCGACGCUUUGCAGCGGGUCGGCUGGAAGCUGGCUCAGUUGGCCGACACUAUCGGGGUCGAGUUCGAAUUCCGGGGGUUCGUUGCGAAUUCGCUGGCUGAUCUCGAGCCUGCCAUGCUGGACAUCCGCCCUCCCGAGGUCGAGACGGUGGCGGUCAACUCGGUGUUCGAGCUCCACCGGCUGCUCACCCGAUCUGGGGCGAUUGACAAGGUUCUGUCCUCCAUCAAGGCUAUGAGACCUAAGAUUGUGACGAUGGUGGAACAGGAGGCGGAUCACAAUGGCCCGGUGUUCGUGGACCGGUUCACAGAAGCGCUGCAUUACUACUCCAGCCUGUUCGACUCGCUGGAAGGGUCUGGGGUGACCUCCCCGAGCCAGGACCUGGUCAUGUCCGAGAUGUACUUGGGUCGGCAGAUUUGCAAUGUUGUGGCCUGCGAGGGGCCGGAUCGAGUGGAGCGGCACGAGACGUUGGCACAGUGGCAGGCGCGGAUGGGAUCGGCUGGGUUCGACCCGGUCCAUCUGGGGUCCAACGCGUUCAAGCAGGCGAGCAUGUUACUGGCCCUGUUUGCAGGUGGAGAAGGUUACAGAGUAGAGGAAAACAAUGGCUGUCUCAUGCUCGGUUGGCACACGAGGCCUCUGAUCGCGACUUCGGCGUGGCAACUCGCUGCGACUCAGUGAAUCUAGUGACAUUCAGCUGAGUUAGAUCGAGACUGAGACAGAUCCUGUUGUGGGUUCGACCCCCUUAGAUGUUGAUCAGUGAUUGAAAGCGCUUUGCCUGAGUUGGGGAGGUGCUAAGAGAGAGGCUACGAAACAACCUCAAGAGUGUGUAGUUCCACUUCUUGUUUUUUGCCUCUGUGUAGUCUUCUGCAAGAUCUUCCAAUCUUCCUUAUUGAUUUAUUUCAUGAAUUUUGGUUUUGGUUAGACCUUUGGGCCUCUACUCAAGGUUGGAUGAAUGCGAAUGUGUAUCCUCUGCAUUUAACUUUUGGAAUAAAAUGAUGAUGAUGACGAAGAUAAUGAUU